Penicillium olsonii is the source of this 1539-nucleotide messenger RNA. The record is from the annotation of a GenBank genome assembly. NCBI's taxonomy places the organism in Eukaryota, Fungi, Ascomycota, Eurotiomycetes, Eurotiales, Aspergillaceae.
AUGGAUCUUCUAUCUGUUCUGCCGGGGUUUUCAACGCAUGGUUUCGUCCACAUCAUCCCGCCACUGGAGCGGCGUAGAGUCACCGUUGUCGAUCUAAUCACACUCGACCCGUUGGAGAUCGCGAAACGCGCGCGCGUGCCUCCCGCAGAUGUUCGGCGCCUCUCGAAUCGCAUUGUCGAGGCAUUGCAUGGAGACCUCGGCGUCAAACCGUCCCUCCCGUCGACAGAUGCACUUGAUAGUAUCCCGAACCCCAACAUAAGCCUCGAAACACCUCGUCUUGAGCCUGCCACAAAACCACAAUGGAGCACCAUCAGCACACUGGACCCCGCGAUGGAUGCAUUGCUAGGAGGGGGGCUACCGACGGGCUAUGUGACAGAGGUGACAGGCGAGAGUGGAUGCGGCAAGACCCAAUUUCUUUUGAGCCUUUGUCUGGCCGUUCAGCUGCCAAAACCCCAGGGGUUACAGCAGCGCGCGAUAUACAUAUCCACAGAACAUCCGCUCUCGACGCCACGGCUCACCCAGCUUCUGGAGUGUAACCCUGCUCUGUCAAACCUUCCGCCUGAGCAAGCCCCGUCGCUAGAGGCAAUCCUGUCUGUCAAUGCCAUGGACCUUGAAACACAAGACCACAUUAUCAAUUAUCAGCUCCCUGUUGCAAUUGAACGUUACGAUAUCGGGUUGGUCAUUAUUGAUUCAAUCACAUCGAACUAUCGUGCCGAGCACUCAAAGAGUCUCACAUACCUCGCCAACCGAGGGCGCCAGCUUGCGAAAUUAGGCAACUUCCUACGCAAACUCGCCAUCAAUUCAAAUGUUGCUAUAGUACUAGCAAACCAGGUAUCUGACCGCUUCGAGACUAUAGGCAGUGCCGCAUUAUCACGUCCACCGUUCACAUCAAGGCCAAGUCUCACGCAGGGACAAGCAAACGGACCUUCUUCUCAGUACCCGAAAUCAAGGGCGGAGCAAUCAGCCGCCGAAGAUGGCAUGCCAAGCUCAUCGGCUCCGCGAUCCUCUCAAGCUAUACCUCCGUCCACGUAUCAUGCACCAGAGGACAAAAAUUUCGACGGUUCAUACCUCGUUCCCACCCCAGAACAUAGUCCCUAUCUCAGCCUAGCAUACCAAGAAAGAUUCUUCAGUGGCUGGGGUGAUGGUCCGAACCCAGACAGUGGAUCAUUGAAGAAUCCAAGUCUGGGCUUUAUUUGGUCGACGCAGCUUGCGUGUCGAAUUGCUCUGAAGAAAGAAGGUGUUCGCGCGGCCGUUGCAGUCCGCGGGGAGGGCACGCCGUAUCAAAACAAGGCUGAUAUCAGUCGAGAUCCAGACUCUAUAGCGAUGCCGGCACCUCCACCUCGGAAUCCAAUACCGGGGUCACAGAGCCAGUCAAUUGGUUCAAGCCCUGAGCCUGUGACGCGGAGGGUCAUGAAGCUCGUAUACUCUCCUUGGACUGGAGGGCUGGAAACUGAAGGAAAGUCCCAAUCGGCACAGAUGACGACGGAGUUGGAGUUCGAAAUCUGGAAAGGUGGAUUGCGGACUACGAGUCACGUUUAG